AUGGAAAAGAAUGACCACCUAGAAGGCUUGGCACGGCCAAUACCAAUGAAAACGCCGACCUUAUCCAUGGCCGACUUCAUCGGUCAAAAUGGCGGAUUCAAUGCGGCGCUUUUGCAGGUCUAUCAAAGUUUGGCACAGAUGCAUAAUUUGAAUCAGAGUGACAUGGUUUUACCACAAUGUAAUGUACAAAGGCCUGUGUUUGAAGACGAUUCUGGCAAUGAGACCAUUUCAGUUUGUACUGGCUCUACUUCAUCAUCAAGGUAAAGAAUGGGCUGGAAAGAAAGUUCUUGCGGUUUUCAAAAAAUGAGUUUUGUAAAGAAAGUUCCUGCGGUUUUUUGAAAAAUGAGUUUUGUAAAGAAAGUUCUUGCGGUUUUUGAAAAAUAAGUUUCGUAAAGAAAGUUUCUGCGGUUUAAAAAAAAAUUCUGUAAAGAAAGUUUCUGCAAACAAUUUUCCAAAGUAAAUUUUAUACCUAAACAUUGGGUUUUUAGCUUUGAAAUUUUUUGGUCUCUGCAGCCUGCGGGUGUCAAGUUAUACGAUAAGUGAAGUUUUGCUUUGUAAAGAUAGUUCUUGCAGUGCGUGAUAAAAAUAAUGUAAAAAAAGUUUUUGCGGUUUCUAAAAACGUUUUUUUAGCAUAUUUUAUACCUAAAUUUAGUUUUUUGGCCUUAAGAUCUCAAUUUGGAUUCUGCAGCCUUCGGGUGACAAGUUAUACGAUAAAUGCGUUUAUAUGGUAUUGUAAAUAAAGUUUUUGCCGUUUUUUAAAAUACUUUAAAUUUAGAUCAAACUCAAUGUCAAAUGACCAACUAUUGCUACGAAAGCGAGAGAAAGCUAGACUUUUGGCUUUAAAUCAAAUUUCUGAAAAUACAGUACCACCUACAGUAGCCCCCACUAUGCCUAUUUUACUAUCUGCUGAAAGUUAUGAAGUACCUACUGUACCAGCAUCUACUACACCUGCCGUACCAUCUACAGUAUCUCAUACUCUACCUACUGAAAUAUCUACACCAACCCGUACUCUAUCUUCUACAGUAACUCCCACAGUACUUACAUCAUCACAUACGGAGCCCUUUAAACAUAUAAAGAAAGAAAAUGAGCAAACUAAUACUGUAACAAAAACUGAAGAAGUAUCAACAGUACCACAACCAACUCAUCUUUUACCAAACAGCUUUGUUGGGGGUACUGUAACAUCAGAUAGAACACAAAAUUCAAAUAUUGUAACGCCUUUCACUACUCCUAAAAGGGAUACGGUUGAAGCGAAGCUUGAGACCUCUAAGGGUACUGUAGAAAAUCAACCAUUUCAAGGUAUGGAUGCAUUUUCACAGUAUAUGAGUCUACAACUGCUACAACAAUAUAACCAAAGCAGAAGUGCUGAAGAACGAUGUAAAACACCUACUCAACUAAAUCAAACUGGUACUACUUCUACUACGAGUUAUCCUGAGACUCCUACUAGUGUACAGGCGAAGCAAAACAAAGGUAAGGCACCUACCUCUACUCCUACAAUACCUCUACCGUACCUCUUCCCUACCUUUACUCUACUCUUACUGCUAACCCUGCCACUUCCUUUGCCCAUACUGAUGUUAUACUUGUGCUACCUCUAUCCCAGUAUACUUCUAUCCUUAGUUCUACUCUUACUGAUACUAAUAGUACUAGCAGUACUUCUACCCCAACCCUACCUCUACUCUAACCCCCCCCCCACUCCCUUUUUUUGCCUGUCUGGUGGUAUCGGUACGCUUACUUCAGCCCUACUACAACUUAUACUCCUUCUCUUACUCUUAAUAGUGCUAGUGGUACUCCUGCCUCAGCCCUAAACCUACUCUCAGAACCUCAGCCCCAACCCUACUGUCCUCCUGUCUUUGCUUUUACUAGUACUAGUGGUACUCUUGUCCCAGUCUCCUUCUACCCUUGCCUUUACCCUUACUAAUACUAGUGGUAGCUCUACCCCAGCCCGACUUCUACUUGUACUGGUACUAGUGGUACUUCAAUCUAGUCCUAAUAGUACUCUUACCCUUAUCUUUGCCCUUGCUGCUACUAGUUGUACUCCUACCCAAGCCCCGUUACUACCCAUACUACGUCCCCUACUCUUACUGGUACUAAUGGUACUCAUACUCACACUGUACUUCCACUUUUACUGGUUCUAAUGGUACUCAUACUCGCACUGUACUUCUACUCUUACUGAUACUAAUGGUACUCAUAUCCACACUCUACUCCUAUUCUUACUGGUACUAAUGGUACUCAUAUCCACACUCUACUCCUACUCUUACUGGUACUAAUGAUAAGAUUGAGACUCCUUUCCCAGCCCUACUCCUACACUUACUACUGCCUUUUCUCUUUCUAAUACUAAUGGUACUAGUGGUACUCUUACCCCUUUAGUUACUGCCAUUAUAAAAGAUAUAUCUUAUCAUUACAGUAGCCUUCAGAACAAUAUCUGCUUUUCCUACUCUACUUACACACUACUGUAACAUCACUUUAUUAAACUUGUUCCCCCCCCCCCUGAACCAUCAAAAUUUAAAAAAUUAUUUUUCAGUCGAAACCCCCACCCAACCAUCAAUUCAACAACAAAUACAACCCUCUCCAACAGUGCCAUUCGUACCACCUUCACUAAUGAUGCCAAACUACCCCCAAAUGCCUCCAAAUCUACCCCACCCAAUGUUAUACCAGCCCUACCAACAAUACACAGCUCCAGGUCCAAUGAUGAUGAACUACAACUCGUUACCUCAACUCUUUCCUUAUAACAUGGGCUUUCCAAUGAUGUUCCCAAUGAAUGAAACCUGCAAGAUCUGCAACGACCAGUCGAGUGGAUAUCAUUAUGGCGUUCAGAGUUGUGAAGGCUGCAAGGUAGGGCAAUUUUAACAAUGGGAGAAGAGAAAAAAGGGGUUAGAAGAAGGCGGGUAAAAAUUUAUUUUUUUGAGGUUUGGGGAAGAGUGGGAAAGAAGGGGAUGAGGGAAGAGGAAGGUAGGGCAGAGUAGAAAAUUGAAUUUUAAUAAGCGCGGUAAAAAAAGUUUUUUGUAGUGGAAAUAUGGGGUUAAUGUUUUUUUGAAGCUACUUACCUCAAAUUAAACAAAAAUAUCAAAAAAAAAAUGGAAAAAAAAUUGGGCGGGGUAAAAAUUUUUAAGGGGGUGGAUUUAUUUCAAAAUUUUUUUUUCGGUGAGGGACAGAAGAGGAAUAAAAAAAAUAAUCGUCUGAUCGUAAAAAACCAAAAAAAAAUGAAAAAAAAUUGGGCGGGGUAAAAAUUUUUAGGGGGUGGAUUUAUUUCAAAAAUAUUUUUUGAGAGGGAAAAAAAACAAAAAAAAAUUUUUAAAAUUACUUGCCUAAUACUAAAAAAUCAAACAAGAAGUGAAAAAAAAAUUGGGCGGGGUGAAAAUUUUUAGGGGGUGGGGUGUAUUUCGAAAAUAAUACAAUUCACAUAACUUAUCAAACAAUUCACAUAACUAGUUUUUUUUAUUUUUUUUGGGCGGGGUAAAUUUUUUUUUUAAUUUUGGGGUAUAUGUUUUAAUUUUCUUUCAAUUUUUUUGUAAAAAACGUCAUUUCUAGGGCUUUUUCCGCCGUUCCGUGCAAAAAAAGACCGCUUAUCAAUGCAACCGUGACAACAAUUGCAUGAUGAACAAGCAGAGUCGCGUUCGUUGCCAAAGUUGCCGUCUAAAGCGAUGCCUCGAGGCAGGGAUGAAGCCAGAGUGUGUGAAGCAGGACCGUUCGAAAAAAAAUGACAUCGACCCUGAGAAUGUGAAGCAAGUCGAACUCAACCGGUCGAUAAAGCUGGCUUAUGAAGCUGCUUUUGGGUCGAAAGGUUUAGGGAAUGUUCAAGAGGUUAGCAACGCUUUGUUCCAAUUCAUCGACAACAUUGAUGGACUGAGAGGGCUGGUACAGAAUGAUAAGCAGCUGCUGGUUAAGGAAAGGGGCAUGGCUGUUUUGGUAAGGGUUUUUAAAAGUUUUUUGAACUUGAUAGAGUUAGGCAUACUGUAGGGUCAGAACAGUGCGUACUGUAUGGUAAGAACAAGGUAGGGUAGGGUAGAGUAGAGCCCGGUAGGGUAAGAUACAGUAGGGUAUUGUAGGGUAGGCUCAGUUAUACACUUAUUUAUCAAAAAAUGAAAAAAAAACCAUUUUUUCCACAAACUUUUGGACCAAAAACCUAUAUUUUAAUUUUCCAGAUUCUCCGAGCCGUCUACAUUGACCAAACCCUUCAACCACUGUGCGACCAACUCAAAUUGGCCUCAUUUUUGACUUCAAAACCUAAGGGCAUUGAAAAACAAAUUCAUGCCAUCUCAGCACUAGUACUCACUUGCGGCGUACUAACCGGUCUCAGCAGUGAUGGUGCCAGUAUUGUAGUACCAUUUGCCGACUCAUUGUCCGGCUGUGUCUAUAGCCAUAUUUCAAGCUCAUACACGUUUAACAUGGGCACCGACAGCUAUAUGAAAUUACUGAAUACUUUGGCUUCAUUGUACAAUUAA
Molecule: messenger RNA, 4439 nt
Organism: Bursaphelenchus okinawaensis
Lineage: Eukaryota; Metazoa; Nematoda; Chromadorea; Rhabditida; Aphelenchoididae
Source: the annotation of a GenBank genome assembly